This is a messenger RNA of Cyphomyrmex costatus, 701 nucleotides long. RefSeq names its product nucleolar protein viriato (gene vito). Lineage: Eukaryota; Metazoa; Arthropoda; Insecta; Hymenoptera; Formicidae. Gene Ontology annotation, molecular function: rRNA binding. The record is from RefSeq and is a predicted model, not a curated record. Gene Ontology annotation, cellular component: nucleolus. Bases 28 to 684 code for a protein of 218 amino acids. The transcript is spliced from 3 exons.
UCGAAUGUGCCAUGUGCCAUUAGUGUUAUGACCAUGAGGCGAAGGAAGAUCGCGCUUGUCUUCGAUGAGGAGAAACGACGAGAAUUUUUAGGAGGAUUUCGUAAGAGGAAGCUAGAACGAAAGAGGAAGGCACAGGAGCAGUUACAGCAACAACUCAAGGAGGAACGAAAGAAAAUUAAACAAGAAACACGAGAACGUUAUAAGAAAUCAUUAUCAAAUCAAGUUGUCCCAGAGCUGCAAGAAUUGUUAUCUCAACAAGAAUUUAAUCUAGGCAGUCAUACAGUUAGUAUUUUAGAGUUGAACGUUGCAGACCUUGCAGAAGGAAAAAGAUGGAUAGGUGAAAACAAAAUUGCAGAAGAAAAAGAAGAGCAAGAAAAUGACGAAAGUGACAAAAGUUGUAAUAACGACGAUGUUGAUGAGAUUGUGGGAAUGUCAUUGCAAGAGAAAUGUAAGACUGAAGUGCAGUCAAAAUCUACAUCCAACAGUCAUGAGAUAAAAUCUGCGAAAAAAUUAAAACAAGAAAUAAAGAGAACAGCGUUGAAACACAUAAAAAGAAGUAAAGUAUUUCAACAAAAGCAAAGACAAGAACGAUACAGAAACAUAAAACAAAAUAGAAAAAAAUUGAAGAAACCACAGAAGUUAAUGCACAAACGUGGCAAGAGUAAAAAGAAAUCCAGACACUAGGAAAUUUGAUAAAUUAA